Lutzomyia longipalpis is the source of this 2018-nucleotide messenger RNA. It is a transcript of the gene Sce, whose product is annotated as E3 ubiquitin-protein ligase RING1. The transcript has 3 exons. The coding region runs from base 172 to 1320 and encodes 382 amino acids. Gene Ontology annotation, molecular function: chromatin binding; ubiquitin protein ligase activity. The record is from RefSeq and is a predicted model, not a curated record. Gene Ontology annotation, cellular component: PcG protein complex; ubiquitin ligase complex. NCBI's taxonomy places the organism in Eukaryota, Metazoa, Arthropoda, Insecta, Diptera, Psychodidae.
AGGUAAAUUUUUGUCAAAAUUAGUUUAUUUUUCACUUGACCGCUUGUAGUAUUGAAGUUGACAGCUUUCUCUUCUUCAUUGUUUUGGAUUUAGUGAUUUUUCCGAUUUUCCUGGCCUUUUCUGGCCACAGGAGUGAGGGAAAUAGAGUGAGAGGUAUUACACCAUCACACCAUGGCAUCGGCUGAGCCAGUAAACAAGACAUGGGACUUGUCCUUGUACGAGAUACAUCGUGCACCCCAGGAAGCCAUCACGGAUAAUACGGAAAUUGCAGUUUCGCCGCGGAGUCUGCACAGUGAACUGAUGUGCCCAAUUUGUUUGGACAUGCUAAAGAAGACAAUGACCACAAAGGAGUGUCUUCAUCGCUUCUGCUCAGAUUGCAUUGUAACGGCACUUCGGUCGGGGAACAAGGAGUGCCCAACAUGCCGAAAGAAGUUGGUGUCAAAGCGCUCCCUGCGCCACGAUCCGAAUUUUGAUUUGCUCAUAUCCAAGAUUUACCCGAGUCGUGAUGAGUAUGAAGCCCACCAGGAGCGUGUCCUGGCAAAAUUUAAUCAGAGUCACUCACAGGCUGCACUCGUGAACUCCAUCACGGAGGGUAUCAAGCUUCAGUCGCAAAAUCGCCCACAGCGCUCGAAGAAAGCAAAUGAGGAGAACGGAAGUCAACCCCCGAAUUCAUCGGGUGGCAAUGGUACGAGUAAUCCCCCGAGUGGGGCUGAUUCUGGCACACGGGAAUCAUCAUCGAGUGCUGGAGCUUCGACGGGGGGUGAACCGAAUCGCCAAGCGUCGAAUCCACCCUCAAUCAGAAGUACCCCAUCACCCGUACUCUCCACCAACAGCUACGGCAGUAAGCUCAAGCGCUCCCGCUCAGUUCUCACAUCAGAGCGGUCAGAGGAAUCUGAGAGCAACAGUGAGAUGGAUUGUCGUACUGAAGGAAAUGACUCCAACAUUGACACGGAGGGCGAUUGCAACUCCGAUGUGGGGAUGAGUGAUGAAAUUGAGCUUGUCUUCAAGCCCCAUCCAACAGAGAUGGCUGGGGACAAUCAGCUGGUGAAGGCUCUCAAGGAGAAUUCCGUACGAUAUAUCAAAACCACUGCAAAUGCCACCGUUGAUCAUCUCAGCAAGUAUCUGGCAAUGAGGUUAACACUCGACUUGGAAACGGAGCUUCCCGAGCAAUAUCGUUUGGUGAACUUUUGCAUCUACAUCGCACCGCAACCGUCGCAAUUGGUGGUUUUAAGUGGGAAUCAGUCUCUACAGCAGGUCAAUGAGAAGUUUUGGAAGGUGAAUAAACCCCUGGAAAUGUAUUACUCAUGGAAGAAAUCCUAGGGAACAGUGUUCCGUCCUCCAAAUGAGGGCACCAAGACUACCCAUCACGCAAAAUAAUGAUUGAGGUGAAUUUUCUUUUAACAUUAAUAAAUUCCUUCUCAUAAGAUUGACAUGUAGUUUCCCAUUUUAUUAUUAUUUUAAACCAUCAUUGAGUAGAUUGUCAAUUUAAUAAGUUCUUAACUACAUUACAAAAAAACAGUUACACCACCCUUUAGAAGUUUUAGGAUACAUUUCAAAGGGAUUUCAUGACAAAUUUUCCACAAUUCUUUAAAAGAAUAAAUUCUUUGUUUCAACAAUUUUAGUAAAAUUGAAUUCUAUAUGUUCUUUCUCGUAUCAUUCUUUAAUUUAUUCUCAAACCCUAAUACGUACUUUGAGAUAUUUCUUUGCUGUAUAAGGAAAAACUUCUAAAUGGUGAUGUAUUUAUUUUCCAAAAUAUGUAUUCUUAGUGUGUAGUUCCCCAAAAUGAAUAGAAUAAUGAGAUUUAGUAAACAUAAAUAGGCAUAAAUCUUAUGCAAACAUAAAUAUCUCAUGUAAAAGAUAUAUAUAGAAGCCAAUUUACAUUACAAGUAAAUUAAAUUAAAUUAAAAAAAAAAUGUCAUAAAAAACGCUCCAUGAAAAAAAAUGUGGGGAAAUUAUAUACUUUAUGAUAAUAUAUAAAUGAAAAAAUAUAUGUAAUAAAAAGGAUUUUCUCUGUGAAA